AUGCCAGAACCUUUUGAGAUUCUCCGCAUCUCAGAAAUUCUCGCAGUUAUCCUUGAUGGAUUACAAGACGACAGGAAGUCGUUGUACCAUAUGUCUUGCUGUUGUCGUGCAUUUACAGAUCCUGCCCUCGAUAUCCUCUGGAGAUCUAUGCACUCCUUUGCACCAUUCACAUUGUUGAUUCCACAAAGCGCGUCAUUUGUGAAUGACGCCCGGACGAGUGACCGCGAUCUCCUGAAGUAUCGCUGCAAUCCAUUGGACGACUGGAAAACGUUUGACAAAUACGCUGCACGAGUCUGGAGUUUGCGCAUAGGAGAACACAAUAAUGAUAGCGCAGAUCUCAUAAAAAAUCGGGAUUGCUAUACACGCCUCACAGUCAUUCGCGGACAGGAAGAGUUUCAUCCUUUCCCAAAAUUACGAAGUCUGGACUAUGUUCUCUCUGGGCCAAUUUCUCCGCAAGCGAAGCCAUUUCCCCCCUCCCUGCGAUCUCUUACCCUCGUAUGUCACAAUACACUUGAUUGUGACCCCAUUGAAUUGGCACUUGACCGCGCUGUUACUGAGGCGCCGCAUCUGAAGGAACUGCGCAUUAUCGGUCUGAUGCGGACAAUGAGAACGCUGCACUUAACACCCCAACUUCAAUUUGGGCAGAUCGGGAGCGUCGAUCUAAGCAAAGCCUAUAUUCGUGCCCCCGAGCUCGCAGCUCUUUGCACGCUGUUGUCCCAGGCACCUGUUUCAGACCUCAAAAUCCACCUCCAAGAUCGCUUGAACAUGAAUUGGCAAGCCAUUCCUCCACUGUUCCCUGCAUUGAAGCAGUUGGAUGUUCGGGGAUCAAUGUUUUCCGUCAUCCUCUUCAUGACACGCCUUGCAGCAACAAAUCUACAUACGCUGGUGUUUCAGCCAGACGGACAACCUUCUGGUGUCGCAACCUUCUUCGAUUACCUCAUACCUAUCAUCGUUGAGAAGCUCGGAAAGUCGCUGAAAUCAUUUGAUCUUCAUAUCAAUGAACCUAGGCCUCGUGCCCGGGAUAGCGAGCUCAUCAAGAGUAUUUUGCAGGGGCUUGAACCUCUUGUGGAGGCAGGCUUGCAAUCACUGCGCUUGUUUUUGCAAGUAGAGUCCACGAUGUCAAUGCAAUUUCCUCCGGAAGUGCAGUCCAUGCUUGAGCCCUGCGCUUGGCCUUCUUUGAAACGAUUUCAUUUUGCGACAAAGGCGACCACGUGGGAAUAG
This is a messenger RNA of Suillus subaureus, 1221 nucleotides long. RefSeq lists its product as uncharacterized. Bases 1 to 1221 code for a protein of 406 amino acids. The record is from RefSeq and is a predicted model, not a curated record. Lineage: Eukaryota; Fungi; Basidiomycota; Agaricomycetes; Boletales; Suillaceae. The transcript is spliced from 2 exons.